GGAAGUGACGUCACCGGCGCGCAAGAGUGGAAAAAAACAGAAUCACGAGGGGAAUGUCAAAUGUGUAAUUUUAAGAAAACCUCCAGCUGUGUUUGAAGACGAUGUUUUGUUUUAUCCGAGGAGCCAUUGUGGCAUUUGAGAGGUUAUCAAGUGGCUAAAUGGAGUCAGAGCAGCUGUUCAACAGAGGCUAUUACCGCAAUAGUUACAACAGCAUAACGAGCGCCAGCAGCGACGAAGAGCUUCUCGAUGGAGCUGGAGUCAUCAUGGAUUUCCACACUACGGAAGACGACAACCUGUUAGAUGGAGAUGCCUCCUCAGGAACUAAUUAUACGAUGACGAAUGGGGGGAACAUAAGCAGCUCUACCCACCUGCUGGACCUUCUCGACGAGCCCAUCCCAGGCGUCGGCACCUACGAUGACUUCCACACGAUUGACUGGGUCAGGGAGAAGUGCAAAGACAGGGAGAGGCACAGAAAGAUCACCAGCAAGAAGAAGGAAUCGGCGUGGGAGUUUACGAAGAGUCUCUAUGACGCCUGGUCAGGAUGGCUCGUUGUUACACUCACUGGCCUUGCUUCAGGCGCCCUGGCUGGCUUGAUAGACAUUGCCGCGGACUGGAUGAACGACCUCAAGGAGGGAGUGUGCCUCAGCGCGCUGUGGUUUAACCACGAGCAGUGCUGCUGGGGAUCAAAUGAGACCACCUUCGAGGAGAGAGACAAAUGUCCGCAGUGGAAGACCUGGGCCGAACUCAUCCUCGGACAGGCGGAGGGCCCGGGAUCCUAUAUAAUGAACUACAUCAUGUAUAUAUAUUGGGCCUUAGCCUUUGCUUUCUUAGCUGUUUGUCUUGUGAAAGUGUUUGCGCCAUAUGCCUGUGGCUCUGGUAUCCCGGAGAUCAAGACGAUCCUGAGUGGGUUUAUUAUCCGUGGGUACCUGGGGAAAUGGACGCUGAUGAUCAAGACCAUCACACUGGUGCUGGCUGUGGCAUCAGGCCUCAGUCUGGGUAAAGAGGGGCCGCUGGUCCAUGUGGCCUGUUGCUGCGGCAACAUCUUCUCUUACCUCUUCCCCAAGUACAGCAAAAACGAGGCAAAAAAACGAGAAGUCCUGUCAGCAGCAUCUGCAGCUGGGGUCUCUGUUGCUUUUGGUGCACCAAUUGGAGGAGUCUUAUUUAGCUUGGAAGAGGUGAGUUAUUACUUUCCCCUCAAGACCCUGUGGAGAUCCUUCUUUGCGGCCCUGGUGGCUGCCUUUGUGCUGCGGUCCAUCAACCCCUUUGGGAACAGCCGGCUGGUGUUGUUUUACGUGGAAUACCACACCCCCUGGUACAUGUUUGAACUCUUCCCCUUCAUUCUGCUUGGGGUCUUCGGGGGCCUGUGGGGGGCCUUCUUCAUCCGCGCCAACAUCGCCUGGUGCCGUCGGCGCAAGUCCACGCGAUUCGGGAAGUACCCCGUCCUGGAAGUGAUCAUUGUGGCCGCGAUCACCGCUAUCGUGGCGUUCCCCAAUCCUUACACCCGCCAGAACACCAGCGAGCUGAUCAAGGAGCUCUUCACCGACUGCGGGCCCCUGGAGUCCUCGCAGCUCUGCCAGUACCACAGCGGCAUGAACGGCAGCCAGGUGGUGGGAGACCUGUCCGAUCGGCCCGCGGGGCCCGGGGUGUACUCCGCCAUGUGGCAGCUGUCCUUGGCGCUCAUUUUCAAGAUCAUCAUGACCAUCUUCACCUUCGGCAUCAAGGUGCCAUCUGGGCUUUUCAUUCCCAGCAUGGCUAUUGGAGCUAUUGCUGGGAGGAUUGUAGGCAUUGCAGUAGAGCAACUGGCCUAUUACCACCAUGACUGGUUCCUGUUUAAGGAGUGGUGUGAGGUGGGGGCGGACUGCAUCACACCAGGGCUCUAUGCCAUGGUUGGCGCGGCUGCAUGUCUGGGUGGAGUGACGCGGAUGACGGUGUCUCUGGUGGUGAUCGUGUUUGAGCUGACGGGCGGCCUAGAGUACAUCGUCCCCCUCAUGGCGGCCGUGAUGACCAGCAAGUGGGUGGGGGACGCCUUCGGCAGGGAGGGCAUCUACGAGGCGCACAUCCGGCUCAACGGCUACCCCUUCCUGGACGCCAAGGAGGAGUUCACACACACCACGCUGGCCUCGGAGGUGAUGCGGCCGCGCCGGAACAGCCCGCCUCUGGCCGUGCUAACUCAGGACGACCUGACUGUGGAAGACCUGGAGAGCAUCAUCAACGAGACCAGCUUCAAUGGCUUUCCCGUCAUCGUCUCCAAGGAGUCGCAGAGGCUAGUGGGCUUUGCGUUAAGGAGAGACAUCAUCAUCGCCAUUGAAAAUGCUCGCCGAAAGCAAGAGGGCAUUAUGCGAACGUCCAGAGUCUAUUUCACCCAGCAUGCCCCAUCUCUUCCUGCUGACAGCCCCAGGCCUCUGAAGCUACGAAGCAUUCUGGAUAUGAGCCCUUUCACUGUCACAGACCACACGCCCAUGGAGAUUGUGGUGGACAUCUUCAGGAAACUGGGGUUAAGGCAGUGCCUUGUCACACACAACGGGAUUGUCUUGGGAAUCAUCACCAAGAAGAAUAUAUUAGAACACCUCGAGGAACUUAAGCAGCGCGCGGAGCCCUUGGCGCCUCCUUGGCAUUAUAACAAAAAAAGACAUCCUCCGUCAUAUGGCCCAGAUGGCAAACCUCGACCCAGAGUCAAUAAUGUUCAACUAAACCCUGCGCUGGAGGAGACAGAAGAGGAAGUUCACUUGCUGAACAGCACAACUCUCUGACCCAAGGGUUCCGAUUGAAGAGGGACUUCGGAAUAAAACGUGAAAGAAGGAAACACGUCUACAGGAUUGUUUGCCUGAGAUGCUGCUUUGGUCAAGGAGUCGUGAAUAAAGCACUUAAGUGUUAUCCUAAGAAGAUAAAACUCUCUUGGCUUGUCCCACCUACACCCCUUCCUUGAAUCCAGAGUGUGGAUUUGACUGUAAAGACAGUUGUCUGGAUGGCACCCUUUGAGUGAUGCACAGAUGAGCAAGGGUGUCGUAUGUAUACCCAUGUGAUGUUGAAGUUCAUUAUGCACAGUGGCAUUAUCAGGCCCGUUGCUUUCCAGUGACUUGAACCACCUUAACUACAGACUGCAGGGUGCUGCCCCCUUUAAGGAUUAUUUGUGAAACUCUUGCGUCGCAAAGCAUUUCAACAUUCCAUUCCUAGCUUGUCAUUUUUCAGCGCAUUGAGCCAGGCCAUCAUGCUACUGAAGCGGUCCUUUCUCAUAUUGAGAUGCUGUUUGUGAAUCGUGAAAGAGGGUUGAGUCUUAUUUAAGGGUGUUCUGGGAGUUUCCGUGACAAAGAUCAAAUGGGACGAAUGCGGUGUAUGACUGUCAUGCCUGCUUGAAGUGCGUUAAAAAACCAAGGCGAGCUGGAAGUUUCUGCCUGUAAUUAGAGAGGAGGAAGGUUGCAGCUGCAACUAAUGACAAACUCUGAGACUGUGUGACAGGGGCGCACCUGUUCCAGUAGUGUCCACAUUGUUGUGAUUAAGUUCUGGAGCCAGAGGAAGUGGGGAACCAGUAAGGUAGCUCUGUACACUCUGUUACUGGACCUGUUGUUUUUUUUUUUUAAAUGCUACUUGUAGUGAUAAUAAUAAAUAAAUAAACCUAUACUUACUACUGAUAUUUUAAACAAUGUCGAGAUGGGGAACUUGCACUGUUUUUUCAAAACUGGACCCUUAUGUCUAAAAGGACUGAUAAAUGAUACUGCACAGAGGAUAUAGUCGAGCCUAUUUGGUGAUUUUUAUUUUCACUUAUCCUUGUUAUCUUAUCCUUGAAAACAGAACAUCAGAAAUACAGUAUGUCAGUGUAAACGAUGCGUAAGACGUUUCUUUCUGCUUUUCACGCUGUCCCUGUCACACUGUUGUCCUGAGAGCCGUGAUGCAGGAUUAGAGCAGUGUCAGUGUAGCGAUUCCGCUUGCUUUAGUUCAGCUAGCUAAUGAAGUGAUGUAAAUGUCAGUCAUCUUUAAUGAGAAGUGAACCUGAUUCCCUGAAAAAUGCGGCACAGUAAGUUCAUGAGAUGAAUCCUGACCAAUUGUUAAAUAAUCCGGAGUUAUUGGCAUCAUGCUCUUUGACCAGUACGACCUAAUCCAGUGUGUCUUGAGUAUCCCCAGGAGUCCUGUUUCCUCUUAGUUUUUCCAGCAAACAUGCGUAGCACCUUAUCUGCCAAUAUAACCUGCUAUCUGAAGCUAAAGCGUGGGGUCAGUGUUUUUGCGUUCUCUUUCUAACAGUAUCUGUCCUGCUAUUGGUUAAUAAAGAAUGCAUUGUCUUUAUUAACCUGUGGUGUUGCCUAACACUGUAUUUAAUACAAAUAUUGAUGUUUUUUUUUAUUUAUAUUCGUGUUAGGGUUGCACAUUAUAAAGGAUUUUAAGUCUGAUUACCUUGAUUGUUUGAUUGUACAUUACGAAUAUGUAAAAUUGAUUAUUUUUUUUGUUUAAGCUACAAUAUGAAAUCGUUGUGAACUUUUUUCUGUCUACAAACAAUAAAGGACACAGGAAUGACUCACAAAA
Lepisosteus oculatus (spotted gar) is the source of this 4515-nucleotide messenger RNA. RefSeq names its product H(+)/Cl(-) exchange transporter 3. Gene Ontology annotation, cellular component: Golgi apparatus; early endosome; plasma membrane. NCBI's taxonomy places the organism in Eukaryota, Metazoa, Chordata, Actinopteri, Semionotiformes, Lepisosteidae. Gene Ontology annotation, molecular function: voltage-gated chloride channel activity. Gene Ontology annotation, biological process: chloride transport; transmembrane transport. The record is from RefSeq and is a predicted model, not a curated record.